This is a messenger RNA of Phycodurus eques (leafy seadragon), 4066 nucleotides long. RefSeq names its product IQ motif and SEC7 domain-containing protein 1-like. Gene Ontology annotation, molecular function: protein binding; guanyl-nucleotide exchange factor activity. The record is from RefSeq and is a predicted model, not a curated record. The coding region runs from base 301 to 4005 and encodes 1234 amino acids. The transcript is spliced from 16 exons. Lineage: Eukaryota; Metazoa; Chordata; Actinopteri; Syngnathiformes; Syngnathidae. Gene Ontology annotation, biological process: actin cytoskeleton organization; regulation of ARF protein signal transduction.
AGAAAGUCGCGGCGGCGGCGGCGUGGUCGUGGUGGACAUGUCAGCCUCGGGGAGGUCGUGUUAAACCCGUCACAGGUGUCCGCUCGCUCUUUGUGACGUCGACGCUCUGUGCGUGACCGACAGCCGACUGUUUCGCGUACGGGAAGGCUGUAAGAAGAAGAACGCCCGUAUUCGGAAUUCCGCCGUCACGAGCAAUGGCGAGGCGUAAAAGGCGCAACAACCCGCCCGAGCAUUGCGCUUGAAGCCCCCCAGCCCGGAGCGUCGCUCAAACACGCGAGCCGCUUCCUGCGCCACGACGACAUGGACAGCCCGGGCACCGAGAACCCCGGCAGGGCUGCGGAGUAUUUACAAGAGCUCAACAAGAUCAUCGAGACACAGCGAGAGUUGCUGGAGAGGCAACGGGCGCGGAUCGAGGAGCUGGAGCGGCAAGUGUGCGACUUGUGCACGGAGAACGUGUGCCUGAAGGAGCGAUACCAGCGGCACCUGGCGAGCUGCAGGCUGCUGCAGGGCGCCGACAGCCCGCACUCGCUCGGGGCCAUCCACGAGCAUGACAAGUCUGAUGGCGAUGUGUCCAGGAUGAUCAGGAGACAUGCCUCCCUGCCUGUCCAAGUUACAGAGACUUCUGGGAGCAUAGUGACUGCUGGCAGCAGAGGAGUCAUCCCAUGUCGCAAGUGGAAGUCUGCUUCCUUUGGUGUGGAAGGGGACGGACGGUCCAACGAGAGCGGCCCUGCCUUGGAUGCAGACGCAGGUUAUGGGCCGGGCCCGGUGACUCACGGUUCAGGCAUCAGCCCUGACCGUUUUGAUAGCUCCCCCUACAGCCACGGGGUUCAACCUGGGCCUCAGAGACCCCGUCGGCCUAAGCUCCAGCACUCACAGUCCAUCCUUCGGAAGCAGGCGGAGGAGGAGGCCAUCAAGCGCUCUCGCUCGCUCUCAGAGAGCUAUGAGCUGUCUGCUGACCUCCAGGAUAAACAGGUGGAGAUGCUCGAGCGCAAAUAUGGCGGACGAUUCAUAACUCGGCAUGCGGCUCGUACGAUCCAAACUGCCUUCCGACAGUAUCAGAUGAACAAAAAUUUUGAACGUCUCAGGAGCUCUAUGUCUGAAAAUCGCAUGUCCAGACGCAUCGUUCUCUCCAACAUGAGGAUGCAGUUGUCAUUUGAGGGUGCAGAGAAAAUGCACAGCUCCUACUUUGAAGGGAGACAGGUGUCUAUGACGGAGGAUGGCGCCCCUCUGUCCAUGUUGCAGUCUGAAUGUGGGGAUAUACAGGUCCACCAGCAGGCCAAUAUGGCGUCUCAUCCACCCGCACAGGGUGAUCUGACAGACGCCAUCACGGAACUAGAGGACGCCUUCUCCAGGCAGGUGAAAUCCCUGGCAGAGUCAAUAGAUGAUGCACUGAACUGCCGCAGCCUUCAAGGGGAUGAAGGUCCGGACCCUGAGGUGGAGAGGGACGUUCCCUAUCAGGUGAAGUCCCACCGCAGAGCAGCUGGACAAAUCCAUGAUGACUCAAUGGCAUCUUAUAGUGAUGUCACUCUGUUCAUCGAUGAGGAUGACAUGUCGCCUCCCAUUGCUCUGUCAAGGUCGGGAGAGCAGCCCGCUGGCGCAGAAUUGGACAUGCGCUUGCGGUCAGUCAAUUCCUCCCAGGACUACUGGCCUAUUGACCCUAAAGAUGAGGGUCGCGACACGGACACGAGCUGCCGCAGCACUCCUUCUCUGGAAUGCCAAGAGCAGCGUCUGAGAAUGGACCAUCUUCCUUUGUUGACUAUAGAACCUCCGAGCGACAGCUCGGUGGACCUAAGCGAUCGCUCCGAUCGGGGCUCAGUCAAAAGGCCGCCUGUGUACGAGCCGCACAGCCACAUUGUAACAUCAUCCCAGGCAAGUCCCAAACAUAUUUCCCAUGGACCCCCGCCAAGAGCGGCCUCCCGCGAUGAGGAUGCCCCUCUACGUCACCGCCACCGCCAGCUGGAGAGCCACCUAGCUAUCAACGGCUCAGCUAACCGGCAGAGCAAGUCAGAGUCUGACUUUUCGGAUGGCGACAAUGACAGCAUCAACAGCACCUCUAACUCGAACGACACUAUCAACUGCAGCUCUGAGUCCUCGUCGAGGGACAGCCUGCGAGAACAGACGCUCAGCAAGCAGACCUACCACAAAGAGACCCGCAACAGCUGGGAUUCGCCCAUCUUUAGCAACGAUGUGAUUCGCAAGAGACAUUAUCGCAUCGGCCUGAAUCUCUUCAACAAGAAGCCAGAGAAGGGCAUCCAGUACUUGACCGAGAGGGGCUUCAUCCCUGACACACCGGUUGGUGUGGCUCACUUCUUGCUGCAAAGGAAAGGCCUGAGCCGGCAGAUGAUCGGAGAGUUCCUAGGAAACCGACAGAAACAGUUCAAUAGGGAUGUUUUGGACUGUGUGGUAGAUGAAAUGGACUUUCAGAGCAUGGAGCUGGAUGAAGCCCUCAGGAAAUUUCAGAACCACAUCCGUGUCCAGGGAGAGGCCCAGAAGGUGGAGCGACUCAUUGAAGCCUUCAGCCAGCGCUACUGUAUCUGCAACCCUACAGUGGUGCGGCAGUUUAGGAACCCUGACACGAUCUUCAUCCUGGCCUUUGCAAUCAUCCUCCUCAACACAGACAUGUACAGCCCCAACGUCAAACCUGAGAGGAAGAUGAAGCUAGAGGAUUUCAUCAAGAACUUAAGAGGUGUGGAUGAUGGUGAGGAUAUACCCAGGGAGACUCUCGUUGGAAUCUAUGAGAGGAUCCGUAAACGGGAACUGAAGACCAAUGAAGACCAUGUGUCACAGGUCCAGAAGGUUGAGAAGCUCAUAGUUGGGAAGAAACCAAUCGGAUCACUGCAUCAUGGACUGGGAUGUGUUCUAUCACUCCCCCAUCGCCGCUUGGUGUGUUACUGCCGCCUCUUUGAAGUGCCAGAUCCAAACAAGCUCCAGAAGCUGGGCCUGCAUCAGCGGGAGAUCUUCCUGUUCAAUGACCUCCUUGUGGUGACAAAGAUCUUUCAGAAGAAGAAGAACUCAGUCACAUACAGCUUCAGACAGUCCUUCUCUCUCUAUGGGAUGCAAGUCAUGCUGUUUGAAAACCAGUAUUACCCAAAUGGAAUCAGACUUACGUCAGCCAUCCCAGGUGCGGACAUCAAAGUCCUCAUCAACUUUAAUGCGCCCAACCCCCAGGACCGCAAAAAGUUCACAGACGACCUGCGAGAGUCCAUUGCUGAGGUUCAGGAAAUGGAGAAAUACAGAAUAGAGUCCGAGCUUGAGAAGCAGAAGGGAGUGGUGAGGCCCAGCAUGUCGCAGAGCUCCGGCUUGAAGAAAGAGACUGGAAAUGGCAGCAUGAACCGCGCAAGUCUGGAUGACACCUACGCCAUGGGCGAAGGGCUGAAGAGGAGUGCCCUCAGCAGCUCCCUGCGAGAUCUCUCCGAAGCAGGCAAGCGGGGGCGUCGCAGCAGUGCAGGAUCACUAGACAGCAAUAUGGAAGGGUCCAUCAUUAGCAGCCCGCACACGCGCCGAAGAGCCACCACCCCGCGUGAGGGCACGUCCCGCGAGCAUCCCUCCCUCCCCAACUCUGCAUCCACCUCCAUUCUGGGCUCGCUGUUCGGUAGCAAAAGAGGCAAACCGUCCUCCCAGAGCCACGGCCCUUACCCCCCGCCUGGCCACCCCACGCUCAUAUCCCACAAGCCCCACCCAACCAACCUGCACCACACGGCACAGGUGGUGCACGGCGUGCAGGUGCCGCACCACAGCCACCACCCGCAGUACUGCCAAGUCCCUCAGAACCCGCCGCCUUAUCACCACCAUCACCACUACCACCCCCCGCCCCACACGCAGUACCACAAGCACCCCACCUACUCCUCACACGUGCAUCAGCACACCCAGCACAGCCACUACAGCCAGCAUUCUCAUCACACCUCCCACUCCCAGCACGCGCCCCAUCACCACAGUACCCAGCAAGCAGGCACGGCACCCGGCGGACCCAAAACCAAACACAGUGGCAUCAGCACCGUAGUGUGAUGGCAUGACGGAAAGGAGGCCACCGCAAACAAGGGACUGUUUCUGACACCAAAGGGACUGA